Suhomyces tanzawaensis NRRL Y-17324 is the source of this 4833-nucleotide messenger RNA. RefSeq names its product cohesin-loading factor complex subunit. Gene Ontology annotation, cellular component: Scc2-Scc4 cohesin loading complex. Gene Ontology annotation, molecular function: chromatin binding. NCBI's taxonomy places the organism in Eukaryota, Fungi, Ascomycota, Pichiomycetes, Serinales, Debaryomycetaceae. The coding region runs from base 1 to 4833 and encodes 1610 amino acids. The record is from RefSeq and is a predicted model, not a curated record. The transcript has a single exon. Gene Ontology annotation, biological process: regulation of gene expression; replication-born double-strand break repair via sister chromatid exchange; establishment of protein localization to chromatin.
AUGACGAACCAGAAACGACAUCCAAUCGACUUGAGGGAAGCCCUCAGCGUCACUCCUCUUCUCCAUUUGAUUCCAAAGCAGGAUAUAGCUCCGCUAGUUUCUACCAAUACCAUUCUCCAACAACCUGAUGACUCGUUCAUAGAUGCCAUGUUGCUCAACGGCCCAGCAAGGCAAACUAGAGAUGCCAUAAACCAAGACCCUCAGCGGUUCAACGAUGUUAUGACGUUUUUAUCCAACGAUUUUAGCGCCUACAAUGAUGACGAGCUCGAAGAGAUCCGCUUCAAGCUGGCCAAAACGACAGAAGACUCCACCACGACACUCUAUCCCGACCCCAGCACUCAUUUGCCGCCUUUUGAAAGGAACAUCUUUCUAAGCGCCCAAGAAAUACCGUCUUCUUUCGGGGUUGAAACUACCAGCUCCUCUAGACACGAGCCCAAGUCUAGGCUUUCCGUACGAAAAGACUACGAGUCAUCCACAGAAGCCACUGCUAAACACAACCAGAGGUACUUGAACAAGUAUAGACACGAGCUACGCCUCAUGGGCAUCAUAGAUGGCGUCGUUUCGGUCGCGCCCCAGGAAUCUGGUGCAAAUAACCAUAUGAAGAGAGCUCUAGAAGACGAAACUAAUGAGCACAUCGAGUCCAAACGAGUCCAAAAGCAAAGCUACGUUACUGACGGCGAAAUAACAGAAAAGUCGUUUGACUACUUCUGCACUGUGCUUGCAAACCUAUUGGAUGCAAUGCAAAAUACCUCAGAUCCAGACCCACACUGGGUGCACUACAACGGGGUUCAAGUACCCUCCAUCAACACCUUGCUAGUGCUAUAUGAUUGCUUGUACAGAAUCGCAAAGCAUCCAAUCGUCCAUCAAACAAAAAUGGAGCAUAUAUUCAAAUUUCAGGAAGUUUGUCUAAAUGCAUUGGAAGAAGCGAAGCAGCGAAGUUGGAACGAAAUUCAGAACCUCAUUAAGGAGGAUGAUGUGAAGUUCGAACAAUCCAUUGGCUUGGUCCAACGCUUUUUCGAGGACUGCUUUACAUUCAAUAUGAUCUCCAAAAUCAUGAUGAAGAUCUUGGUGGGAAAGUGGCCUGAAAAAAGAGUAUACCUUGAUGAAUACCUCCAGGGGGUGGUAGACUUGACUUCACAGCUAGUGGAUGAUAUCAUCAGACCAGUCUGCGUAUUGAGCUCCGACUCCCAGCAAAAAUUAAAGGUUCUACGUCCAAUGUUCUCCACAUUGUCAAACGACCUCUGUGCUAUUUUUGAAAUGCUAACCGAGUAUAUCUCACAAAAUGUGAUGGAGGAAAGUCUUUUGACCAAAUUGGAGUACCUUUCAACCGUAUUGAUCUUUUUGGACGGAAACAGGAAAGAAAAACUGUCAGUGUUGGGGACGAAUACCCUUGAAAAUUUGAAGAUAGCAUCUUUGAACUUGCUCGUGACCGUUUACAAAACCUCCAAGGAUCAACGAGAGUUUAUCUUGAACGAAGUCCUUUCAAACUUGGAGAAGCUCCCAACACAGAAGUUGAUUGCAAGGCAAUAUAAAUUACUCAGAGGUAGUAACAUACAGCUAGUCACUGCAUUGCUAGUCAAAUUUGUGGAGGCCAGUGCUGAGCCAACGCUCAUUGCUGAGCUAUUAUCCGAAGAAUAUAUUUCCGAAGUCAAUAACCACCAGAAGUGCCUAGCUGUUGUAAAGCAGUCCACACAAGUGGUUCAAGGGCUGUUGGAUAUAUCAACUGAGAUUGCUUCCUAUUUGUUGAACCGACUUUCGAAGAGUACUGAACAGCAUUCCAAGCAACUUUUGGAACUCCUAGUUGAGGAUUUGUUGAUAUUGCUUAGCCUACCCGAAUGGUCAAGCUCGGAAAAUUUGCUCAGCUCUAUAAUGAAGGUAUUUUUAGCUGCAAUACAAUCCCAGACUUGCUCUGCUUUGCUAGAGAAUUAUUUGUUGGAAGUUUUAGGUGUGACAGCAGAAAAGAUACUUCAUCUCAGGAAUUUACCCGGAAGCCAUUUAACAUUAACAGAGCAUGCUCUUGAGACCGAUAUCGCACUUAUACAGAAUUGUAUGAUUGACUCCUUGGUUUCCUUGCAGGGAAAAGUAUCAGAAACCGCCAGCACCUCAGCGUCCAGAACUUUCUUGGUGUCUAAAUUUAUAAAAAUGUUACAGCCAUUAGUGGAGUCAAAUGGUACAGAUAAUCCACAAUUAGAUUCUAGUGGUGAGGAAGACGUUUUGCAGAAGAAACCGAUGUUAUUGACUCUUUAUCAGGCAUUGAUCAGUGUAUUCAAUGGUGAACUGAUCAAAAGAAACAACUUUGAUAGCGAGCAGUCUUCAACAAUCUCAUACAGAAGUCUUUUGCUAUCCCAGGAAUUACCCGAGUUAUAUGAAAACUUUCUUACCACCCUCCUCCAGUGUAUGGAAAGCUCUAAAACAAAAUCCAAAUCCCGUGCAGUUAAGAUCUUAUCCAGCUUGGUUGAAGUGGAUCCCACCUUGCUAAUGUCGCCUUACAUCCAAGAUUCCAUUUCCAGCAGACUCCUGGAUUCAUCUCCUUUGGUUCGAGAUGCUGUUGUUGAUUUGGUAAGCAAGUACUUGAGUUCCAAACCAGAAUUGAUACAAGGUUUCCAUAGGGCGAUAUGCGAUUGCAUGAACGAUGAUAGUGUUCAAGUUCGGAAACGGGUGAUACGAUUGUCCAAAGAAAUGUAUAUCAAUAGUCAUUCCAAGCAAGUCAGAGUGAAUAUUGCCUCUAAAUUACUAAUGCGCUUGGCUGACGAAGAUGAUGCUAUCCAGGAGUUAGCCAAGAGCUAUUUGUUGGAUGUGUGGUUCGUUUCAUUGGAGAAAGAAAAAGCUGUCCAAAAUAAACCGGUGGCCAGUGCAUCAGCCAUGAAGAGAGGCGAGGUAAUGGUCGAGAUAGUGACCGCAGGAGGGAAGACUGUUCAGAGUUUUGAGAACUUCUUGGUGGACGAUGUGCUUUCCAAUAAUAGGGACCUGAUUAAAGGUUCAUUGAGUUUAAUAGUGGACUCCGUAUUAGAUUCUAUUAUUGAACUGGAGGAGUCUACCCAGGACAGUUCGAAAGACGCCACGGAAGAUUCACUGAAUUCCAAUAAGGAACCCAAGUCCAAGAUCGUCCAAAUUGAAAAUUCGAUGAAACUAAUCUCGACCUUUGUUAAGUGCGAGAGCUCCCUUCUUUCACAGGAUCAAUUGACGUCGUUGCAGCCGUUUAUCAUCGAGGAUCAGAGCUCAGGGAAUAAGCUAUGCUUCUACGGGUUAGAGAUUUUACACUACACAUUGAAGGGAAUUGACUCUUUGAGGCCCGACUUUUUGGAUUACGUCCAGCCCCAUUUACUCAGACAGCUCACCAAAUUCAACCUGAAAGAGCUUCAGGUAGCCAUGCCAUGCGUAUGGAAACUAAGCGAGAUGAAGAAUGAAACUGCUAAGCUAGCAAAUGCAACUAUUUCAUGCCUUAAACAUAUCAGACCGUUCAUAGAUGAUAUGAAAAAGCUGAAGAAUCCAAAAGCAAAAUCCGAAGACUUUCAACUGACUGAUGUUCCUAAGUUGCAGAAGUUGUUACACCUCCUAGGCUGUUUUGGAAAAUAUUGCAAGCUUGAGAGACACCGUGAAGUGUUUUUGAAAACACUGCUUGGGCUCAAAGCUAAAGAGUCGGUGGUUAGCUUGAUUAUAAAGUUUCUAUUGUACUUCACUUAUCUGGCUACGAAUCCUAGCAUAAGAAACACCGCCAUUACCAACAUAAUCAACAUUUGCUCGUCCCAUCCAAAGCUAUUCAUGUCUGGAGCCAUCUUGAAAGUCAUUGAUCAGGAAUUUGAGUCGAACGACUUGUCCACAGUUCACGGAAUUGUGUAUGGACUCAUGGAGUUCCUUAAAACAGAAGAAAAUGAGACAUACAAAAAAAAUGGUUCUUCAAAGAAGCUAUCCAAUGAGUCUGAACUUGACGUGGCAGUUUUCCACGGCAAUGCCAAAAGCUACGUUAACGAUGGGAUAUGCGCUGGGAUAGUCCAACGGUAUAUUCACCGCAUCCUCAAAUUAUGUCUUGAAGAUUCCGGGCAUUUUUCCUACCUACCAAUCCAAUUUUUGCAGUUGGUGAUUAAGUUGGGCUACGCUAAUCCUAAAUUGUGCAUUCCCACCAUUAUAGCAUUGGAAUCAACCACAAACUCUGUGAUUGGGAAAAUCGCCACAGACCUCCACAAAGAGCUUUAUGAUAAACACGAAUCUUUAACGGGAACUAGCUAUGUGGAAGGAAUCAAGUUGGCAGCAGACUACCGGAAAAGGGUAUCGCAGGCAUACCUCGAGGAGAUAGAAUUCUUUGAAAGCAUAUACCAGAUAGUAAGAAACAGUUCCCUUUCAAGAAAGAAGUUUGUUCAAUCGUUGUGCAAAGUGUUGGUGGUGAGUGCCCAAGUGGAAAAGAAGGACGAUAAAGUCGAUCUCCUUUCAUUGAUACCAUACGUGUCGAAGAAUAUUGCGUUUGUUAAGUUUGCCAUACUCGAAGAAGUUCUUACCUUGAUCAGUUGCUUGGAUAAGCAAAUUGCCACUACUGGGGUAGAUUUAAUGGAUCUAGUUGACUCAAAGCACGUUGACCAGCAAUCUGGUGAAAGUACCAAAUUGUUUCAAGCAAUGAUUACCAUAAUCGACCUCAGACAGCACUUAGUGAGUAAAUAUGGCGUCACUCCAGAACAAAUCGAUGCCUUUCGCCCCGGGAAAGUUGAUAACGAAUUACGGCAGCCUUUGAAGGCUGCAAACCACGGUAGCUUCGAGCUAGCUGUGUGGUAUCCAACUCCAAGUGAAACGGAGGUUGUAACGAUCAUUGAAGCAUUCCAAAAACGCAUGGAGCUUUUAUGA